Messenger RNA from Sordaria macrospora k-hell, 2121 nucleotides. RefSeq lists its product as uncharacterized. Gene Ontology annotation, cellular component: lipid droplet; plasma membrane; endoplasmic reticulum. Gene Ontology annotation, biological process: long-chain fatty acid metabolic process; long-chain fatty-acyl-CoA metabolic process. Gene Ontology annotation, molecular function: long-chain fatty acid-CoA ligase activity. The record is from RefSeq and is a predicted model, not a curated record. Lineage: Eukaryota; Fungi; Ascomycota; Sordariomycetes; Sordariales; Sordariaceae.
AUGGUCCAUACGUUCUUGACGCCAGUCCCAAAGCUGGUCAACAAACCCCCCUAUACUCUCGAUGUACCCGGCCAGACGCCCGUCCAGGGAGAGACUCCUGUCCGCCGCAUUCCCGCCGUCAUCAACGGCCUGGAUAACAAGCCCCCAAACAGGCGAUGGGGCGAGAAGGAGACCAUCGGUGAGGAGAUCGAUACCGUCUACAAGCUCGUCAAGUGGGCUUCCCUUGCCUAUGGCGACUCGCAGUGCAUGGGCUCCCGCAAGCUCGUAAACACGCAUGUCGAGACCAAGAAGGUCAAGAAGAUGGUGGAUGGCGAGGAGCGCGAGGUGGACAAGAACUGGACCUACUUCGAGCUCGGCCACUACGAGUUCAUUACCUUCAAGGAGUAUGAGCAGCGCACUCUCGACGUUGGCGCCGGUCUGCGCGCCCUCGGCCUCAACAAGGGCGACCGUGUCCACAUCUUCGCCGCGACAAGCCAGAACUGGCUCGCCAUGUCCCAUGGUGCUGCCUCCCAGUCCAUGCCCAUUGUGACUGCCUACGACACUCUCGGCGCCGAGGGUCUCAAGUACUCCAUGGUCGCUACCAAGGCCAAGGCCAUCUUCCUCGACCCCCAUCUCCUCCCUACCCUCAACGGCGUUCUUGGGCAUGCCAAGGACAUCACACACGUUAUCUGGAACAACCAGAACAAGGCCAAGGAUGCCCACAUUGAGCAGCUCAGGACCGAGCGCGGUGUUACCGUCUUGAACUUCGACGAGCUCGUCCAGCUCGGCAAGCAGAACCCUGUCGCGCCUGUUGCGCCUGCCCCUGAGGAUCUCUGCUGCAUCAUGUACACCUCUGGUUCUACUGGUACCCCCAAGGGUGUGCCCCUCAAGCACAGCAACGUCGUCGCGGCCGUCGCUGGUGUCUGCCCCGUCGUCCAGCCCUUCAUUGGCCCCGGUGACCGCCUCCUGACCUACCUUCCCCUUGCCCACAUUCUCGAGUUCGUUUUCGAGAACGCUUGCCUCUACUGGGGUUCGACCAUGGGUUACGGUAACCCCAAGACCCUCUCCGACACCUCCGUGCGCAACUGCCUCGGCGAUAUCCGCGAGUUCACCCCCAGUGUUUUGGUCGGUGUCCCCGCUGUCUGGGAGACCGUCAAGAAGGGCAUUCUCGCAAAGGUCAACGCCGGAAGCCCUGUGGUGCGCAACCUCUUCUGGGGUGCGCUUGCUCUUAAGGAGAAGCUCAUGGGUCUCGGUCUGCCAGGAAGCGGUCUUUUGGACGCCAUCGUGUUCAAGAAGAUCAAGGAUGCUACCGGUGGUCGCAUGAAGCUCUGCUUGAACGGUGGUGGCCCCGUCGCCAAGGACACCCAGAAGUUCAUCUCCAUGGCCAUUUGCCCCAUGAUCAUCGGCUAUGGUCUUACCGAGACGACCGCUAUGGGUUGCCUCCAGAACCCCAACGAGUGGACUGCCGAGUCCAUCGGCGCCAUGCCGUCUUCGGUCGAGGCCAAGCUUGUCGACUUCCCCGAUGCCGGCUACUUCGCGACCAACAAGCCCAACCCCCAGGGUGAGAUCUGGCUCCGUGGCCCCUCUGUGCUCUCGGAGUACUACGAGAACCCCGAGGAGACCGCCGCCGCCCUGACCUCGGACGGCUGGUUCAAGACCGGCGAUAUCGGCGAGUGGGACAAGAACGGCCAUCUCAAGAUCAUCGACCGCAAGAAGAACCUCGUCAAGACUCUUAACGGCGAGUACAUUGCUCUCGAGAAGCUCGAGUCCAUCUACCGCUCCGCCGCUGUCGUCGCCAACAUCUGCGUCUACGCCGACCAGGGCCGCUCCAAGCCCAUCGCCAUCAUCGUUCCCGCGGAGCCCGCCCUCAAGAAGCUCGCUUCUUCGAUCGGUGUCAAGGGUGACAGCUUGGAGGAGCUCGUACACAACAAGAAGCUCCAGGCUGCUGUUCUCAAGGAGCUCCAGAACGCUGGUCGCGCCGGUGGCCUUUCUGGCAUUGAGAUUAUCGAGGGUGUUGUCGUGUCGGAUGAGGAGUGGACCCCACAGAACGAUCUCGUAACGGCCGCCCAGAAGCUCAACCGCAAGGGUAUCCUCAACAAGUACAGGAAGGAGGUUGACGAGGCUUAUGGCCCCAAGGAGUAA